Ficedula albicollis (Collared flycatcher) is the source of this 1330-nucleotide messenger RNA. It is a transcript of the gene CNIH1, whose product is annotated as cornichon family AMPA receptor auxiliary protein 1. NCBI's taxonomy places the organism in Eukaryota, Metazoa, Chordata, Aves, Passeriformes, Muscicapidae. The record is from RefSeq and is a predicted model, not a curated record. Gene Ontology annotation, biological process: vesicle-mediated transport. The transcript is spliced from 5 exons. The coding region runs from base 28 to 462 and encodes 144 amino acids.
CCCCAGCCCCCGCGCGGCCCCGCCGCCAUGGCCUUCACGUUCGCCGCCUUCUGCUACAUGUUGGCGCUGCUGCUCACGGCCGCCCUCAUCUUCUUCGCCAUCUGGCAUAUUAUAGCAUUUGAUGAACUGAAGACUGAUUACAAGAAUCCCAUAGACCAGUGUAAUACACUCAAUCCUCUUGUACUUCCAGAGUACCUCAUCCAUGCAUUCUUCUGUGUCAUGUUUCUCUGUGCAGCAGAGUGGCUCACACUGGGUCUCAAUAUGCCCUUGUUGGCUUAUCAUAUUUGGAGGUACAUGAGCAGACCCGUGAUGAGCGGCCCGGGGCUCUAUGAUCCUACGACCAUCAUGAAUGCAGAUAUUUUAGCCUAUUGCCAGAAAGAAGGAUGGUGCAAAUUAGCAUUCUACCUUCUAUCUUUUUUUUACUACCUAUAUGGCAUGAUUUAUGUUCUGGUGAGCUCUUAAGAAGACAUUCAGCAAGCUUUGUUCCAGUUAAGUGCAUGCAAAAGCCACAAAAAACAUGGAUUCUUUACAAGAACCUCUGACCAAGAUUAAAUCUGGAACCUGAUGUUCACAAUUGAGUUAGGAAACAAUGACUCCCCUAUUUUUAAAAUAUUUCCACAUUUUAUACUUGUGGAAAGACUGUUUUCUUAUAUUUUACUGGGACGCUGAAAUUAAUGAAUUAUGUGUAAAUUAAUAUAAAGAUGACUGGGGUUUGAAAAGUUUUGACUUUGCACUCCAUAAGGAACAGCCAUAACCUUUGAGUAGGUGUUGGUUACUAGCCUUAGUACUCUAGGGAUUUGCUGUAGGAUGGGCUUUGUAGUGGCUCACUUGGACUUGUGUAUCCCACUCUUGACUCUAAAUCAGCCCUAGCUCCAGGUGCUUGGGAACAACUGGAAUACUCUGUGUUUGCCCAUUGGUGAUGAUGGUCUGAGGAUAUUAAUUCAUGGACACAAAUGCAAAAAUAGUUCUGUUUUGGUUUAUUUUUUUUAUUAUCUGGUUAAUAUUUCCCUGUAUGUGCAUCCAUAGCUCCAGAUCCUUCUGUAUCUUCUCCGAACACUAAGCCUGCUUUGAUCUCAAGUCUAUGUCAUUGUGGCAGGAGAAGCUGAAUUGUCCAUGAAGGAAUGAAUUUAAAAGUGUUUUUUUAAUGUCUGUGUUGUCUGAUUAACAAAUGGACAAACCUCCAACAUUCAUCAAGUCCAAUGAUGAAAACACUCUUGGGUUUAAGAAUAGUAAAUACUACAGACUUUUUCAAAGCAGAAAGUGAGAUUGUGAAACUGCCCCGCUGUUCCUUAGUGCAAUAAAUGAUAAUAAAAAACAAAUCUCAAAUUCA